AUGGUAUGCACCCGACAAGGGACACGAACUGAGCCGCCCUCCUUAGAUAGGAGGGGCGGGAACCAAGGUGCCCAAGGUUGGCAAGACGAAGAUCCCUUGGAUGAUACAACAUCUCAUGCUCCUGUAGUACCACCCGAAACCUUACAGGGGGAAGCUGCGGUAGUGGGGGAUGGCGGGAGGUCUAACCAAACAGAGGAAGUAUCCCCAGUUGCAACAGCACAGCAAGAAAGAUCAGAAGCACAACCAUCGACUAUUCCAACUAGUGUGCCCCCACAAUAUGUAGACCCGGGACUCCUUGUACAAAUAGUUAAAGCAGUGAUGGAGGGCAUGGCAGAGAUAGCUGGAAGAUGGAUUAGGAAGGUAGAAAAGACCAUGGUUCAAAUAAGCAUACCCGAGGGGUUGAGGGUAAACUGUGCAACCCAGUUAUUGUCUGAUAGGGCUAUGACAUGGUGGGAAACAGUUCAGCUGAGGUGUGCAACCGAGACACUAACUUGGAGUGAUUUCAAGACAGAGUUUGAGAAUCAGUUUUAUUCCAGGUACCAUCGUAAGGUGAAAGAACAAGAGUUAUUGGCAUCAAGACAGGGUGAUAUGUCGGACUUGAGACAAGGAUUGAUCGCCUUACGAUUUAAAUCAGUGAGAGAGUUGAUUGAGGCUGCCCAAGCUUUGGAGGCUUGUAUUGGAGAAGGCCAAGGGGGAUAUCAUGGCAUAGGCAAAAAGAGAGAUGGGGACGUUUUCAGCAGCAGACCACCACUCCCGAAGAAAGGAAAAAGUGGAGUGUUUGAGCAGUACAAAAAGAAGGGGAGUUUGAAGUUACCGCCCCACCAACAGUCAAGUGGGAGAGUGAUGGUUGGAUGGUUGCGCUCGAGGGAAAGCUCUUCAACUGGGACUGGUGACCGCAAGGGUAUUGACUAUCCUUUUUGUAUGAAAUGUGGGCAAAAACACCCUGGGGACUGCUCAGUUUCCCCUGGGCGAUGCUUUGAGGAGGUCAGGGCUGCAUCAGAUGUGGUGGCAGGUACACUACUAUUGACUGAUUUUAAUGUGCAUGUGUUGUUUGAUCCGGGUGCCACCCACUCAUUCAUUACUAAGAGAAUUGUCACUAAACUAAGAAAGGGAGUAGAAAAAGUAGAGAAGGGAUUCUUAAUUGGAACUCCAAUGGGAAACAUGGUUGAAACAAAUAUUGUGUAUGUGAAUGUGGGGGUUAGUAUAUCUGGGUAUGAAACAAAAGUAGACUUGAUUCCCUUAGAGCUGCAUGAUUUUGACAUAAUCAUAGGCAUGAAUUGGUUGAGUAAAGACAAGGCUCUAAUAGAUUGUUAUGCUAAAACUGUUACUUUCCAAACCCCUAAGGGCGAGAGAAUGAUUUUUGAAGGAGAGAUAAUUCUCAAACCAAUUGCCUUGAUAUCGGUGGUAACAGCCCAAAAACUUUUAAGAAAGGGAUGUAUAGGAUACCUUGUAUACAUCUUAAACUGUGAUGAUGAAGGUCCACGACUGAAGGAUAUUCUUGUGGUGAAGGAAUUCCCAGAUGUGUUUCCUGAAGAACUACCGGGACUACCCCCGGAGCGAGAGGUGCUACCGUUCGAGUUGACGAACGUCAUAGCCCUCUUCAUGGACUUGAUGAAUCGAGUUUUCCAACCAUAUCUUGAUAAGUUUGUGGUGGUGUUCAUUGACGAUAUACUGGUGUACUCGAAUUCUUUUGAGGAGCACGAAGAACACUUGAGACAAACCUUACAAACCUUGAGAGAUCACCGGUUAUAUGCAAAACUGAGUAAAUGUGAAUUUUGGUUGAAGAGAGUGACGUUUCUGGGACAUGUCAUUUCAGCCGAAGGUGUUUUUGUAGACCCCCAAAAAGUUGAGGCAGUCUUGAAAUGGGAAAGACUAACUUCAGUCACCAUAAUACAUAACUUCGUGGGACUUGCAAGAUACUAUCAGAGGUUCAUCAAAGCUUUUUCCUUGAUUGCAACCCCUUUGACCCAGCUAACUAGGAAGAAUAAGAAAUGGGUGUGGUUAGAAGAAUGUGAGAAAAGCUUCCAAGAAUUUAAGAGGAGGCUCACCACUACUUCAGUGUUGUCCCUUCCCUCAGGGACCGAGGGUUUUGUGGUAUAUAGUGAUGCUUCGGGGAAGGGAUUGGGGUGUGUUCUGAUGCAGCAUGGGAAAGUGAUCACCUAUACAUCAAGACAGUUAAAGACUCAUGAGGUGAACUACCCAGUGCACGACCUGGAGUUGGCUGCUGUAGUUUUUGCCUUGAGGAUAUGGAGACACUAUUUGUAUGGGUCUCAAACCCAAAUUUUUACUGAUCAUAAGAGUCUGAAGUAUCUGAUGUCGCAAAAGGAGUUGAACAUGCGACAAAAAAGGUGGAUAGAGCUCAUUAAGGAUUAUGACUACACCAUAGAAUACCAUCCGGGGAAAGCAAACGUGGCGGCAGAUGCCCUCAGUCGCAAAAAUAAAGCCACCUUGGGAAGGUUAAUAAUGGGAAAGGAGCGGCAAUUGGCGGAAUUGAAAGAGAUGGGUGUAGAUUUGGACAUUAAUGUCGGAGGUGGGUUAGUAGCCCUAUUAUUGGUGCGACCAACGUAUUGGGAACAAAUACUACAUGCCCAAUUCCAUGACAAGGAGGGGUGUAAGAUUAGGAAGAAUGUGGAGGCCAGAAUAGAAAUGAAAUUCCGAGUAGCGGAUGAUGGAUCCUUGAUGAUGGGACAACGGUUAUACGUGCCUAGUGACGAAAUAGUCAAACGAAUGGUUCUACAAGAAGCACAUGAGUCUCGAUUCUCCAUACAUCCUGGCAGCACUAAGAUGUAUCGAGACUUGAAACACCUCUAUUGGUGGCCUAAUAUGAAAAGGGAAAUAGCUAAGUAUGUGUUUAAGUAUGGGAUAUGUCAACAUGUCAAGGUUGAACACCAAAGGCCUACGGGAUCAUUACAACCAUUACAAAUUCCAGAAUGGAAGUGGGAGAUGAUCACCAUGGAUUUCGUGUCAGGAUUUCCCAAAAGGAGGAAAGGAAAUGACGCGAUAUGGGUUAUCAUAGAUCGAUUGACGAAAUCCGCACUAUUCUUGCCUAUAAAGAUGACUGACUCGGUGGACAAGCUUGCCAAGAUUUAUAUAAAUGAGGUGGUACGGCUUCAUAGGAUUCCAGUGUCCAUUGUAUCGGAUCGAGAUCCCAGAUUGGACAUGAGCACUGCGUUUCACCCUCAAACGGAUGACCAGUUAGAAAGAAUCAUCCAAGUCUUGGAAGACCUAUUACGGGCCUGUGUUUUAGAAUUUGGAGGAAACUGGGAGGAACACAUGGCAUUAGUGGAGUUCACGUAUAACAAUAGUCACCAAGCCAUAAUAGGGAUGGCCCCAUAUGAAGCCUUGUAUGGUAGGAGGUGCAGAACUCCUUUAUGUUGGGAGGAAAUCGGGGACCGGAAGUUAUAUGGUGCAGAAUUGGUCCAAGUCACCACGAAGAAAGUGAGAACUAUCAAGGAUCGCAUCAAAGCCGCACAUGAUAGACAGAAGAAGUAUGCUAAUGUGAGGAGAAGACCUCUCGAGUUCAGUACAGGGGACCAGCGAGUAGGACCAGUAGCCUACAAAGUGGACUUGCCCCCACAGUUAGCCAAGGAAGUGAAGGAACUACGGAGCAAAAAGAUCCCCAUCGUCAAAAUCUUAUGGCGAAAUGCUCAAGUAGAAGAGGAAACUUGGGAGAGGGAGGCUGAGAUGAGGAAAAAGUACCCUAAUUUAUUUGAACUACCAGUUUUCGCUACCGAUUUCUGCAUCGACAGUGACGCAGUUUCUGCUGCCGAUUUCUACAUUUGUAGCGAAGCAGUUUUUGCUGCCGAUUUCUGCAUCGAGAGUGACGCAGCUUCUGAUGCCGAUUUCUGCAUCUGUAGUGAAGCAGUUUUCGCUACCGAUUUCUCGAUCGGCAGCGACGCAGUUUCUGCUGCUGAUUUUUGCAUUUGUAGCAAAGCAGUUUCCGCUGCCCAUUUCUGCAUCAACAGCGAUGCAGUUUUCGUUGUCGAUUUCUGCAUCUGCAGCGAAGCACUUCUCGCUGUCGAUUUCUGCAUCGGCAGCGAUGCA
This is a messenger RNA of Populus euphratica (Euphrates poplar), 4044 nucleotides long. RefSeq lists its product as uncharacterized. The record is from RefSeq and is a predicted model, not a curated record. The transcript has 9 exons. The annotation marks the transcript as partial. Lineage: Eukaryota; Viridiplantae; Streptophyta; Magnoliopsida; Malpighiales; Salicaceae. Gene Ontology annotation, molecular function: nucleic acid binding.